Pogona vitticeps (central bearded dragon) is the source of this 20729-nucleotide messenger RNA. The record is from RefSeq and is a predicted model, not a curated record. NCBI's taxonomy places the organism in Eukaryota, Metazoa, Chordata, Lepidosauria, Squamata, Agamidae.
UCCCCCCCCCAGCACUGAAGCUACAGCUAGGGACUAGGGGGGGUGAAAAUCACCUUUUGCAAGUCUCCGACCUCACUGGGGUUUCUGUUUUAUUUCUCACUGGGUGGAGGUCAGGAGGGGGGGACCAAAAUCCAACUGGUCUCCCCAUGUCCCCUGUUCACGCUUUGGAUGUAAGGAUCUCACCCCCUUCGGUCCCACGCCAGUGACUCGCUUCCUCCAGGUUUAACAAGGCGAGAGGCUACCGCGAUGGAGUUCAGCUCGUACAGCGGCGUUCCGAGGUUCUUGACCAGACCGAAAGCCUUCGUGGUGUCCAUGGGCAAAGAUGCCACCUUGAGUUGCCAGAUUAUGGGCAACCCGAUCCCCAUGGUCAGCUGGGAAAAGGACAAGCUUCCAAUCCACACAGGAGGAAGGUUCAAAAUGGUGGAAGACGGCGACCUGUACCGCUUGACCAUUUAUGACCUGAACCUGGAGGACAGCGGCCAGUACAUCUGCAGGGCCAAGAACACCAUCGGGGAAGCUUUCGCGGCGGUCAGUAUCAAAGUCGGAGAGCAGACCACCGUGACCGAGUCGGCCCCUUACUUCAUCCAGAAGCCCACCUCCAUCAGAGUCAUCAUGGGAGAGGACGCCAUGUUCAAAUGCAUCGUCCAAGGCAGCCCUCCUCUUUCCGUAAACUGGGAGAAAGAUGGGAGGCACCUGGGGGGACGGUCAGAAUCGAACCGCAUCCAGAUUGAAUCUCAGGGGGAGAAAAACGCACUCAAGAUCCAAAACACUCGGCUGGUCGACAGCGGGACGUACACCUGCCGGGCCGAGAAUCCUCUGGGCGCUGCCAGUGCGGCAGCUGCUCUGGUGGUGGACGCGCCAGAUUCCCACAGCUUGGGGGGCACCAGACCCGGCGUCGACGUGGGUGGCAGCAAAACCUCCCCUUUGUUGUCACACUUGCAGAAAAGGAGGGAAGAAAUCAGGAAGACCGAUUACUCCACCACGGACGCCCUCAUCUCUUCCCCGGAAGGACGGUCCAAAUUUGGCCUGAACCUCUCCCUUGACUACGAGAGGGCCGCCAGCUUGACCGCCAAGGGCUUCCGGGGCGAUGGCGGCUCGUACUACGGCGUGACGACACGGACUUUCACCGUGACGGAGGGGAAGCACGCCAAGAUGAGCUGCUACGUGACCGGAGAGCCCAAGCCGGAGAUCGUCUGGAAGAAGGACAGCGAGGUCAUCCCGGAAGGCAGGAGGCACAUCAUCUACGAGGACGAACAGGAGAACUUUGUGCUCAAGAUUCUCUUUUGCAAGCAGGUGGAUAAUGGUCUGUACACCUGUACCGCCUCCAACCUGGCAGGGCAGACCUACAGCUCUGUGCUGGUCACAGUCAAAGAACCCAGAAUACCUUUCAAGACGAAACUGAGAGAUUUGGAAGUCCGUGAAAAAGAGUCGGCCAUUUUCCAGUGCGAGGUUCCUGUUGCCAGCACGCAAACCACCUGGUUCAAAGAGGAAACGAAGCUUCAGCAGAGUCAGAAGUACAAUAUCGAGGAGGACGGGACGAACCGCAAGCUGACUGUCCAGAACGUGACUAUGGACGACGAUGCCGUGUACAUCUGUGAAAUGAAAGAAGGGAGCAGAACGAUUGCGGAACUGACAGUCCAAGGAAACAUUAUCAAGAAGCUGCCCAGGAAGACGGCCGUCAGUCUGAGUGACACAGCGAUCUUCUGUGUGGAGCUAGAAAACAAGUGCCAGACGUUCCGGUGGCUGAAAAAUAAGGAAGAACUGAAGCCGAACAAAAGGAUAUCCAUCACUUCCUCCGGCAAGGAGUUCAGCCUGAUAAUCCGGGAUUGCAAAAUAGAGGAUUCGGGGGAGAUCGUGUUUGUGGCUGACGACUGCAGAACAUCCACCCAGUUUACAGUCUCUGUGCCAAAGAAGCCUCCGUCUCAUCCCCCAGUUGCCCCCGUGGUGAAAAAUAAAACAGAAACCUCAGUGACGCUAGCUUGGUCCCCUCCUAAAAUGGAGCGCCCCAUCCCCAUUGAUGGAUACGUCGUGGAGCGGAAGAAACUCACUGGCUUCACCUGGCUGAAAUGCCAUGGAUCGUCCAUCUCCGAAACGGAGUUCACCGUGAGCAACCUCCCCGAAGAGGCGGAUUACCAGUUCCGCGUGUCUGCAGUCAACAGCUAUGGUCAGAGUGACUGUCUUGAAUUUCCCGGAACUCUGCACCUUGAGCCAGUGCUGGCGGUGAAAACCCCUCUGAGAAACGUAGAAGUCGCACCCGGCCGAGACGCCAUUUUUACCGUUGAUCUCACUAAAGUUUGCGUGGGCUCCUGGUACGUUAACGGCAACCUCGUACAGAACAGUGACAAAUACAUCAUCACGAGAACCAGAACGACCCACAGCCUCACCGUCAAGCGGGUCACGAGCAUUUUCAAAGGGGCAGAGGUGAAAUUUGUCACCGAUGACAACAUCGAAAGCACAGCCAAGAUCAGCUUGAAAGAUGAUGUGGCAAACUUCCUCAACGACUCGGCCCCUGGAAUUUCGGUCAAGCUCUCGGAGAAGUUUGAGCUGGUCUGUGAGGUGUCCUCAGUGACCGAGGGCGUCGUGUGGAAGAAGGGUAAAAAGGAUGUCAAGCCAGACCAAAGAGUGACGUUUACCUCGGAGGGGCUGCAGCGGAAGCUUAUUGUCAAAAGUGCCCUCAAGCAAGACGAAGGGGUUUACGUUUGCGAAACCAUGAAUGACAGGCUCACGUUCCAAGUGGAGGUCAAAGAGCCUGAAGACGUCUUUGCCAACAGGGAGAAGGUAGAGAAGGAGAUCAAGGCGGUCCUCUCUGAAAGCGUGACUCUGGCUUGUGAGGUGGCCCAGGUUGACACCGAAGUCAAAUGGUUCAAAGAGGGGAGGUUGAUCAGAUCCAACGACAAGUUCAAGAUAGAAGUGGAUGGCCGAUCCCGAAGGCUGAUCGUGAAGCAGGUGGAGAGGAAGGAUGUGGGCCACUACGUCUGUGAGGCCGACGGCCAGACUCUGACCUUCAGUGUCAUCGCAGUACCGCCCAAAGAACCAGAGGAGGUCUUUACCAACCGGGACAAAGUCCAGAGAGAGAUCGAGGCUGCCUCUUCGGAGGACGUGAUGCUCAGCUGUGAAGUGGCCCAGGCGAACAGAGACGUGAAGUGGUUCAAGAACGGGAAACCGGUCACCUCCAGCAACAAGCUCAAGGUUGAAGCCGAGGAACGAUCCCGGCGGCUGCUGGUGAAGCAGGUGGAGAAGAAGGAUGAAGGCGAGUACACCUGUGAGGCUGCCGGCCAGAAACUGACCUUCAAAGUCACGGUCAAGGAGGCAAAAGCUGCAAAGGCAGAUCUGGUGUUUGUCAACAAGGAGAAGGUGCAGAAAGAGGUCAAGGCCGCCUUGUCAGAGAAUGUUUCCUUCCAGUGUGAGGUUGCCCAGACCAAGACGGAAGUGCAGUGGCUUAAAGAUGGGAAGCCGAUCGCAUCGAGCAACAAGUUCAAGGUGGAAACCGACGGCAAGAAGCGACGGCUGAGUGUCCAGCAGGUGGAGAGCAAGGAUGCGGGCGAAUACACCUGUGAGACGGCUGGCCAGAAACUGAACUUUAAACUCACUGUAGCAGGUGCAGAAGCGGAGGAAGUGUUUGCCCACAAGGAGAAAAUCCAGAAAGAGGUCAAGGCGGUCUCUUUGGAGAACGCUGUCCUCAGCUGCGAGGUGGCCCAAGACAAGACGGAAGUGAAGUGGUUCAAGGAGGGGAAACAGAUCACAUCCAGCAAAAAGUUCAAGGUCGAAGCCGAAGGCAAAUCCCGGCGUCUGGUGGUUCAACAGGUGGAGAAAAAAGAUGCGGGCGAAUACACCUGCGAAGCGGCUGGACAGAAACUGACCUUCAACAUCAUUGUAAAAGAAGCGGAGGAAGUGUUUGCCCACAAGGAGAAAAUCCAGAAAGAGGUCAAGGUGGUCCCUUCAGAGAAUGCCGUCCUCAGCUGCGAGGUGGCCCAAGACAAGACGGAAGUGAAGUGGUUCAAGGAAGGGAAACAGAUCACAUCCAGCAAGAAGCUCAAGGUCGAAGCCGAAGGCAAAUCCCGGCGUCUGGUGGUUCAACAGGUGGAGAAAAAAGAUGCGGGCGAAUACACCUGCGAGGCGGCUGGCCAGAAACUGGCCUUCAAAGUCAGCGUUGCAGAAGGAAAAGGUUUGUUCUUUGCCCACCAGGAGAAAAUCCAGAAAGAGGUCAAGGCGGUCUCUUCGAAGAACGCCGUCCUCAGCUGCGAGGUGGCCCAGGCAAAGACGGAAGUGAAGUGGUUCAAGGAGGGGAAACAGAUCACAUCCAGCAAGAAAUUCAAGGUAGAAGCCGAAGGCAAAUCCCGGCGGCUGGUGGUUCAACAGGUGGAGAAAAAAGAUGCGGGCGAAUACACCUGCGAAGCUGCAGGUCAAAAACUGGCCUUCAAAGUCAUUGUAGCAGAAGCAGAGGAGGUCUUUGCCCACAAGGAGAAAAUCCAGAAAGAGGUCAAGGUGGUCCCUUCGGAGAGCGCCGUCCUCAGCUGCGAGGUGGCCCAAGACAAGACGGAAGUGAAGUGGUUCAAGGAGGGGAAACAGAUCACAUCCAGCAAGAAGCUCAAGGUCGAAGCCGAAGGCAAAUCCCGGCGUCUGGUGGUUCAAGAGGUGGAGAAGAAAGAUGCAGGCGAAUACACCUGCGAAGCUGCAGGUCAAAAACUGGCCUUCAAAGUCAUUGUAGCAGAGCCUGUAAGUGCAUUUGCUAAUAAAGAGAAGGUGCAGAAGGAGGUCAAGGCCGUCUUGAAGGAGAGCGCUGCUCUGGUGUGCGAGGUAGCCUCCAGUGAUACGGAAGUGAAAUGGUACAAAGAGGGAAAGCUUCUUGCUUCCAGCCACAAAAUCAAGAUGGAAUCCAAGGGCACCUCCCGAAAGCUGCUGCUGGAGCAGGUGGACAAGAAGGAUGCUGGAGAGUACACCUGUGAGGCUGCUGGGCAGAAGCUGACCUUCAAUCUGGACACAGAGGAUGUGGAGGAAGUCUUUGCCCACCAGGAGAAAAUCCAGAAAGAGGUCAAGGUGGUCCCUUCGGAGAGCGCCGUCCUCAGCUGCGAGGUGGCCCAAGACAAGACGGAAGUGAAGUGGUUCAAGGAAGGGAAACAGAUCACAUCCAGCAAGAAGCUCAAGGUCGAAGCCGAAGGCAAAUCCCGGCGUCUGGUGGUUCAACAGGUGGAGAAAAAAGAUGCGGGCGAAUACACCUGCGAGGCGGCUGGCCAGAAACUGGCCUUCAAAGUCAGCGUUGCAGAAGGAAAAGUGGAGGAAGUCUUUGCCCACCAGGAGAAAAUCCAGAAAGAGGUCAAGGUGGUCCCUUCGGAGAGCGCCGUCCUCAGCUGCGAGGUGGCCCAAGACAAGACGGAAGUGAAGUGGUUCAAGGAAGGGAAACAGAUCACAUCCAGCAAGAAGCUCAAGGUCGAAGCCGAAGGCAAAUCCCGGCGUCUGGUGGUUCAACAGGUGGAGAAAAAAGAUGCGGGCGAAUACACCUGCGAGGCGGCUGGCCAGAAACUGGCCUUCAAAGUCAGCGUUGCAGAAGGAAAAGUCUUUGCCCACCAGGAGAAAAUCCAGAAAGAGGUCAAGGUGGUCCCUUCGGAGAGCGCCGUCCUCAGCUGCGAGGUGGCCCAAGACAAGACGGAAGUGAAGUGGUUCAAGGAAGGGAAACAGAUCACAUCCAGCAAGAAGCUCAAGGUCGAAGCCGAAGGCAAAUCCCGGCGUCUGGUGGUUCAACAGGUGGAGAAAAAAGAUGCGGGCGAAUACACCUGCGAGGCGGCUGGCCAGAAACUGGCCUUCAAAGUCAGCGUUGCAGAAGGAAAAGUCUUUGCCCACCAGGAGAAAAUCCAGAAAGAGGUCAAGGUGGUCCCUUCGGAGAGCGCCGUCCUCAGCUGCGAGGUGGCCCAAGACAAGACGGAAGUGAAGUGGUUCAAGGAAGGGAAACAGAUCACAUCCAGCAAGAAGCUCAAGGUCGAAGCCGAAGGCAAAUCCCGGCGUCUGGUGGUUCAACAGGUGGAGAAAAAAGAUGCGGGCGAAUACACCUGCGAGGCGGCUGGCCAGAAACUGGCCUUCAAAGUCAGCGUUGCAGAAGGAAAAGUUGCCGAAGCGGAGGAAAUCUUUGCCCACAAGGAGAAAAUCCAGAAAGAAGUCAAGGCGGUCUCUUCGAAGAACGCCGUCCUCAGCUGCGAGGUGGCCCAGGCCAAGACGGAAGUGAAGUGGUUCAAGGAGGGGAAACAGAUCACAUCCAGCAAAAAGCUCAAGGUCGAAGCCGAAGGCAAAUCCCGGCGUCUGGUGGUUCAACAGGUGGAGAAGAAGGAUGCGGGCGAAUACACCUGCGAAGCUGCAGGACAAAAACUGGCCUUCAAAGUCAUUGUAGCAGGUAAAAGCGCCAUUUUUGCAGAAGUGGAGGAAAUCUUUGCCCACAAAGAGAAAAUCCAGAAAGAGGUCAAGGUGGUAUCUUCGGAGAAUGCCAUCCUCAGCUGCGAGGUGGCCCAAGACAAGGCGGAAGUGAAGUGGUUCAAGGAGGGGAAACAGAUCACAUCCAGCAAAAAGCUCAAGGUCGAAGCCGAAGGCAAAUCCCGGCGUCUGGUGGUUCAACAGGUGGAGAAGAAGGAUGCGGGUGAAUACACCUGCGAGGCGGCUGGACAGAAACUGACCUUCCAACUUAAGGUCACAGAGCCUGUAAGUGCAUUUGCUAAUAAAGAGAAGGUGCAGAAGGAGGUCAAGGCCGUCUUGAAGGAGAGCGCUGCUCUGGUGUGCGAGGUAGCCUCCAGUGAUACGGAAGUGAAAUGGUACAAAGAGGGAAAGCUUCUUGCUUCCAGCCACAAAAUCAAGAUGGAAUCCAAGGGCACCUCCCGAAAGCUGCUGCUGGAGCAGGUGGACAAGAAGGAUGCUGGAGAGUACACCUGUGAGGCUGCUGGGCAGAAGCUGACCUUCAAGCUCGAAGCCAUAGAACCAGAGGCAAAAUUCCAAAGAAAAGCUGCCCAGGAAGAGAAGGUGGUUGUUCAGGAGCAGAAGAACAUUGUCCUCUCAACUUCGGUGGUGCCUGAAAAUGCUGAGGUAAAAUGGUUCAAGGAUGGGACCGAAAUCAAAAGCGGCAAGAAGUAUGAGAUGAAGUCUGACAGGGGUGCUCGGACCCUGACCGUGAAGCAGGCAGAGGGCGGGGAUGCUGGCGUCUACACCUGCGAGGUCAAGAAUGAUAAGCAGCCAUUCCAUGUGCAGGUUCAAGAAAUUCCAGUAAAGUUCACCAAGAAACUGGAGCCAGUGAAAGCGGAGAUUGGAGGGACUCUAAGUCUGAGUUGCGAACUGACCCAGCCCAAGGGCGUCGUGGUUUGGUGCAAGGAUGGAGUCGAACUCAAAGCGGACAAGCGCCACCAAAUGCGUGAAAUUGGCGAAAAGCGGGUCCUGAUCAUAACAGGGCUCCGGGCGGAAGACAAGGGAGAUUACCAGUGUGAAACCAAAGAUGACAAAUGCAGCAUCCAUGUCACUCCUACAGUUCCUAGAGUGGUGAAAUUUGUGAAGGGCCUCCACAACAUCGUCUCCGAAGAAGGCAAAGAGGCCGUUUUCAAAUGUGUCGUCUCCCCGAGCGACGCAGCCGUCACGUGGCGCCGAAACGGAGCCCAAAUCGAAGCGGGCAAAAAAUACGUCAUUUCUCAGAAGGACUCGGACCACCACCUCACCAUCAAGGACUUGACUCUGAAGGAUUCUGGGGAAAUCUCAGCAGAAGCGGAAGGAGUAGAGAGCAAAGCUCACCUUAAGGUGGAAGAGGCGCCGGCGGUCUUCGUGAAGAAGCUGGAGCCCAAAACCGUGGAGGAGAAGGAGACCGUCCGGCUAGAGGUAGAGCUGUCCAAGCCGACCGCAGAAGUGAAAUGGGCGAAGAACGGCAGCAUCCUCCAUCCGGACGCGAACGUGGAGAUCAAGGCCGAGGGAACCAAGCACAGCCUGGUGAUUCGGAGCGCUGCUUGUGGGGACCGUGGCUUCUACGCCUGCGAGACCCUCCAUGACAAGACCCAGGCCAAAUUAACCGUGGAAAUGCGACCCAUCAAGGUGGUGAAAGGCCUGGAGCCGAUGGAAGUCCAUGAAAAGGAGUCUGUCACCUUUGAGGUCGAACUGUCCCAUGAGGACGUGGAAGCCACCUGGAUGAAGGAUGGCGUCAGGCUGAAACCAAAAGACAACUGCAUCAUCCGCGCCCAGGGGAAGAAGCAUUCCCUGACUCUCGCCGCUCUUGCGAUUGAGGACUCAGGCCUUGUUGCUUUCAAGGCAGAAGGCAUUCACAUAACAGGAAGGCUUAACGUCAAAGAAAGCCCAGUGAAAAUAGUCAAACCUUUGGUAGACACCAAAGUUCAGCACAAGGACAAAGUCACCUUGGAGUGUGAACUUUCCAGGCCAAACGCAGAUGUAAAGUGGCGUAAGGAUGGCAUCGAACUACGGCCCAAUAAAAAAAUUGGAAUUGUAGCUCGUGGGACGAAGAGAAGCCUCACCAUUCACAAAUGCGAAUAUGAGGACCAAGGAAAAUACAUGUGUGAUGCCAUCGAUGACAAGAGUUCAGCCACUUUGGAGGUCCACGCCCGAGACAUCAAGAUUGUGAAGCCCCUGGAAGAUGUGGAAGUGUGUGAAAAAGAGAGUGCGUCCUUCUUGUGUGAGAUUUCGCAUGACGAGGUUGAAACCCAGUGGUUCAGUGACGACCGCAAAAUCAGAGCUGGAGAAAACAUCAAGCUGCGUCAAGAUGGAAAGAGCUAUGCUCUGGUCUACAAGAGUGUGGAAGUCCAAGAUUCUGCAGAGAUCAAAUUUGUCGCGGAAAAGGCAGAAUCCAGAGCACACCUUAAAGUGAAAGAACUGCCUGUAAAGUUUACAAAACCUCUCCGGGUAAAGAUUGCGAUGGAGAAGCAUCGGGGUGUUCUGGAAUGCCAGGUUUCUCGCGCCAACGCAGAAGUCACGUGGUACAAGGACAACAAGAAGAUCCAUCCAAGCGAGAAGUAUGAGAUAGUGAGCGAAGGUGUCUACCGGAAACUCAUCAUCAAGGAGACAGAGUUUGAGGACGAAGGCGUUUACACCUGCGAUGCCGUCGAUGAGAAGAGCAGUGCUCAGUUCUACGUGGAAGAACAAGCCAUCCAUAUCGUGAAGGAGCUGAGAGACGUGGAGGUGACCGAGCCAGAGGAAGCCAGGUUCGAGUGUGAAAUCUCCAUCCAGUCCGUGAAGCCCCCCAAGUGGUCUCUUCGCGGAGAGCUGCUGCAGGCCAGCAAGGACGUCUUGAUCGAGCAAGAGGGGAGAACUCACCACCUGGUCCUGAGGAAGACGGACAUAGACAUGACAGGAACCAUUCAGUUCGCGAUUGGCAAAGCAAAGUCCUCAGCAAACCUGGUCGUCAAAGAUCUUCAAGUGACCAUCACCCGGCCGCUAGAAGACAAGAUUGCCCAGGAAACCCAUUCUGUCCUCCUCUCCUGUGACUUCAAGCCUUCUCCCAAGGUUGUAGAAUGGUACAAAGACCACACCCUCAUCGAGCCCUCGGAGAGGUUUAAGCCCAAGAGGGAGAAAUAUACAGCCGAGCUCAAGAUUAUCAAGCUGAACGUUGGCGAUUCCGGUAUUUACAAGUGCAAAGCUGGAAGUGCAGAGACCAAAGCCAACUUGACCGUUUUAGAGCGCAAAGUGGAGAUAACCAAGCAUCUGCAGGAUCUGGAAAUCGAGGAGGAGAGCUGUGCCGUUUUCUCUUGCGAGCUGGCGGAGGAAUGUGACGACGUGGAUUGGUUCCUCAACGACACACACCUUUUCUCGAACAACUUUAACGAGGUCAAAAGUCUGGGCAAGACUCACAGCCUGACACUCAAACACGUCACACCAGAAGACUCUGGGAUGGUGACGGUCAAAGUUCUGAAGAAGGUCUCAGAGAGUGCUCGGCUCAAGGUGAAGGAGAAGCCCGCUGUCUUCAUGAAGUCCCUGGACGACGUUGUCGGAGAGGAACGGAGCACCCUCACUCUGGAAUGCGAGGUCUCGAAGCCGAAGGUCAAACCCAUCUGGAAAAAGGAAGGAGUGGCGCUCACCCCGGGAGACAAGUAUGAGAUGCUGCAGGCCGGAAAGACCCUGGGUCUCAUCAUCCACGACCUCAGCAAGGAUGACGCUGGCUUGUAUACGUGUGAUCUCGGCACAGAGGUUGCCAAGUCUAAAGUCAGUGUGCAAGAACUGAAUAUCGGCAUCACUAAACGGCUGAAGAACACGGAAGUCCUCGAAGGCGAGAGCUGUAGCUUUGAAUGCGUCCUCUCGCACGAAAGCGUGGACGAUUGCCGCUGGCUAAUCAAUGGGCUCGAAGUGGGCCAAGAGGGACGGUUCAGAGCCUUCAACAAAGGGAGGAAAUACUGCCUUAAUAUCAAGAAAGCCCUGCCUUCGGACACUGGGGAAGUCGUUUUCUCUGUCCGUGACUUGAACUCAAAGGCGUCUCUAGUUGUGAAAGAAAAGCCGGCAGAGUUUACAAGAGGGCUGGAGGACAGGACCACGUCGGUGGGGCAGGAGGUCAGCCUGACUUGUGAGCUCUCCAAGUGGGACGCCAACCUUAAGUGGUGUAAGGACGGCAAGGAGAUUCGCAGAAGCCCGAAGUGCGACCUGAGGCAGGAGGGGAACCGGGCCAUCUUGAUCAUCCACGACGCCACGGUCAAAGACAGCGGCACAUACACGUGCGAGACGGAAAUCGCCAAGACGAAAGCGGUGCUCACUGUGGAAGAAGCAGGAAAUUGCUUCAUCAAAGACCUUUCAGAUCUGAAGUUGGAUGAAGACAAAAAAGCGGUUUUCGUGUGCGAAACCAAGAAGCCGGCUUCUACUGUGACCUGGAGGAAAGGGAUCACGGAUCUUAAAGCCAGCGCGAAAUACGAAAUCAGCCAGAAGGGGAAGGUCUUGCAGCUCACGGUGAACAACUUAGUGGAAAAUGACAGUGACAUCUACACGUGUGACAUUGGGGAUACCCAAUCAAGUGCAAAACUGGUUGUACAAGCCCUGCCGGUUCUUAUCCAACAAGAACUGCAAAAUAGGGAAGCUCAAGAAGGAAGCAAAGUCCGGCUUACCUGCGAGUUUAACAAGCCGGACCUCCCGGUGCAGUGGCUGAAGGGAAAUACGGUCCUACAAGCCGGUGAGAAGUAUGAGUUCAAGCAGCGCGGCACCGUGGCAGAACUGAUCAUCCGUGAUGCCAAGCCUACAGAUGCUGGGGAAUAUACCUGCAGCAUCAACGAGCUGAAGACCUCUGCUCGUGUGGACGUGACUGCUGCGCCAGCCCUUUUUAAAGAAGCGCUUAAGGAUACGGAAAUAAAAGAAGGGGAGACCUUAGUUUUAAGCUGCGCCCUUGCCGCACCCGAUAUUCCCGUGACCUGGAAGAAAGGGAAGACGGUUCUUCGGGCUGGUGAGAAGUAUGAGGUGAAGCAGGAAGGAUGUGUGGCUGAACUGAUCAUUCAUAGCGCAGAGCCUGAGGAUGGUGGAAAAUACUCCUGCGAAGUGGGCAAUCAGCAGAGCGCCGCGCAAGUGAAGAUCCACGCCGAGCCGGUCCGUUUCAAAGAGGUUCUGAAGAACGUGGAAGCCACCGAAGGUGGAGUAGUGUCUCUGCGCUGUGAGCUGAACAAGGCUGGCCCCGUGGAGUGGAUGAAGGAGCAGAAAGGUCUGAAGCCCAGCAACAAGUACAGGAUGAAGAAAGAAGGAACAGUCGCUGAAUUGACGAUACACGGUCUAGACCCAAAGGAUGCCGGACAGUACGCCUGUACUUCUGGAGAUCAAAAGACGACCGCUGUCAUGACAGUGAAGGCCUUGCCAGUGCACUUCAAGAUGGAACUAAAGAACGAGGAAGCAACCGAGAGUGGAACGGCCACUUUCCAUUGUGAGCUCUCCAAGGCCGUAGACUCUGUGGAGUGGAUGAAGGAUCAAACGUCAUUGAAACCAAGCGAGAAGUACAGGAUGCGGCUGGAAGGCCGCUUCGCUGAGCUCACCAUCCAAGAUCUGGAACUGACAGAUGCCGGAAGUUACACCUGUGUGUGUGCAGACCAGAAAACCACCGCAGCUUUGAAAGUGAAUGCAUUGCCUGUGUUUUUCCAAGAAGAACUCAAAAGCAUGGAGGUUACAGAGGGUGAGACGGCCACCCUGCACGGCAGGCUGAGCAAGGCGGCCCCCGUGGCAUGGCAGAAGGGCCCCAGGACCCUCAAAUCAGGUGGCAAAUACCAAAUAAAACAGGAGGGUCCUUAUGUGGAGCUGGUGAUCCGUGAUGUGGACGAAACAGAUUCUGGAGACUAUACGUGCAUUUGUGGAAGCCAGAAGACAACAGCUUGCUUGGCCGUAACUGGGGCGCCUGUCCUCUAUUACCUUCACUCCGCAGUCCUGCCGGUCCUUUUUACCAAAGCUCUGAAGGAUGAAGAAGCUAUGGAAGGGAAGGAGGCCACCCUGCGAUGUGAGUUGAACAAACCCUCCGUCACCGUGGAAUGGAGGAAAGGGCACAAGACUCUGAAGCCAAACAAGAAGUACCAAAUGAGGCGGGAAGGUGCCGUUGCGGAGUUGGUAAUCCAAAGCCUGGAACCGACGGAUUCUGGAAGCUACAGCUGUGUGUGUGGAGAGCAGCAGACCAUGGCGUCUUUGGAAGUCAAGGCCCUGCCUGUGCUUUUCAAGGAAGGCCUGAAGAACAGGGAGGCCGUAGAAGGCGCCACGGUGACUCUGCGUUGCGAAAUGACCAAAGCAGGGGCUGAGGUGAAAUGGAGGAAAGGUUCCCAAAUCCUUAAGCCGAGCGACAAAUACCGGAUGAAGCAAGAGGGUGCCGUCGCCGAACUGUUGAUCCGUGACCUGCAGGUGGAAGACACGGGAGAUUAUGCCUGCCUCUGUGGAGACCAAAAAACGACAGCGGCGUUGACCGUUCAUGCCGUGCCCGCACGUUUCCAAGAAGAGCUGAAAAGCAAAGAAGUGACAGAAGGGGAGGUGGCUGUCCUUCGCUGCGAACUGAGUAAGCCUGUCCCGGUGGAGUGGAGGAAGGGUGACGGGCUGCUCAAAUCAAACGACAAAUAUAAAAUCAGGCAGAAGGAGCGUGUGGCCGAGUUGACAAUCCAUGACGUCGACGAGCAAGAUGCUGGAGACUAUUCCUGUGUGUGUGGAGAUCAGAAAACAUCUGCCUCUAUAACUGUGCAUGCCCUCCCUCCGCGCUUCAAGACAGAGCUGAAGAACCUAGUGGUGGAAGAAAGCGGGACAGCGACCCUGCGGUGCGAGCUGACCAAAAUGGCAGCUCCGGUAGAAUGGAGGAAGGCAGGUCAGGUGCUGACGCCGAGUGAGAAACACGAAAUGAAGCUGGAUGGUGUUAUUGCUGAGCUGGUCAUUCACCACCUGGAACCGGCAGACACUGGCGAUUACAGUUGUGCCUUUGGGGAUCAGAAGACCUUGGCCUCUUUAGCAGUGAAUGCACUCCCGGCCCGCUUUAAAAAGGGUCUGGAGAACCAAGAGGCGCCGGAAGAGGGGACCGUCGUUUUCCAGUGUGAGCUGACCAAAGCCGCUCCCGUGGAGUGGAGGAGAAAGCAUAAGUCCCUGAAGCCGAGUGACAAGUACGAGAUAAGGCAGGAAGGGGCCGCCGCGUGGCUUGAGAUCCACAAUCUUGAACUUAAAGACGCUGGAGACUACUCCUGUGUGUGCGGAGAAGAGAAAACAACAGCAGCUUUGAGGGUGCACGCCCUCCCACCACGGUUCAAAACAGAACUGAAGGAUGUGGAAGCUCCUGAAGAUGGAACAGCUGCCCUGCGCUGUGAGCUCACCAAGGCUGCUCCGGUGGAGUGGAUGAAAGAAGAAGAGAAACUAGCAGAAAGUGGCAAAUACCGAAUAAGGCAGGAAGGCCCUAUCGCAGAGUUGGUGAUCCGUGAUUUAGACAUUCAGGAUGCUGGACGUUAUGCCUGUGUAUGCGGAGACCAGAAAACCACAGCGGUCUUGACAGUUCAUGCUCUCAAACCCGAGUUCAAGCAAAAGCUGAAGAACGAGAAAGCGGAAGAAGGCGGGACGGCCAGGUUCCGCUGCGAGGUGACGGUGGCGAAGGCCCCGGUGGAGUGGCGGAAAGCGGGCGUGGUGCUUCAUCCGGGGGAUAAAUACGAGAUGAGACAGGACGGCACCAGCCGCCAGCUACUGAUCCACAGCCUCGAGCCUGAAGACGGUGGGGAGUAUUCUUGCAUCACUGGAGAUCAAACCACGUCUGCAGCAUUAACUGUGAAGGGACUCGAUGUCACCAUCAUCAGGGGGCUGAAGAACGCCGAAGUGUUUGAGGACGAGGACGUGACUUUUGAGUGCAAGGUCUCCCACGACCACGCCAGGGAUGUGGAGUGGAAGCUGCAGGAGGUCUCCCUCCAGAGCAACGAGAUGAACGAAAUCUCCGUGGAAAAUGGCCGGCUCCACAAACUGAAACUGAGGAAGGUCACCCAGCAAGACUCUGGCACGGUCACCUUCCGCGUGGGACCCUAUACCUCCACGGCACAGCUCCAAGUGAAAGCACCAUUGCCCGUAUUUAAAGAAGAGCUGGCGAACAAAGAGCUGCAGGAAGACAGCACGGCAGUUCUGACGUGCGAAGUCACCCAGCCAAACGUCUCAGCCACGUGGAAGAAGGGCACCCAGGUCAUUUCUCCCAGCUCCAAGUAUGAAAUCCAGCAAGAAGGAACAGUCCAUACCUUGAAGAUUUUUAAUUUGAAGCCUGAGGAUUCUGGCAAAUACACCUGUGACAUUGGGAACCAGAAAACCACAGCCACCAUUUCCGUCGAAGCCAUCCCAGCCCUUUUUGAAGUCCAGCUUGAGAAUCAGGAAGUGGACGAAGGUUCUACGGUCACGCUUCGAGCUGAUCUCUCUAAGCCUGAUGCGCCCGUGAAGUGGAGCAAAGGGCCCCUCAAGCUGCGGGCCAGUGAAAAAUAUGAGAUGAGGCAAAAGGGCUCUAGGGUGGAGCUGCUCAUUCACGAUGCGCAGCCGGAGGACUCUGGAGACUACGCUUGUGAUUCGGGUGACCAUCAGACCACUGCAUCAGUGCUGGUGAAAGCUUUGCCAGUACUUUUUACGAAACUCCUGGAGAAUCAGCAGGCGGAAGAGGGCGGCACUGUCACUCUCAGCUGCGAGAUCAGUAAGCCCGGCGCGGUUGUGCAGUGGAAAAAGGAGGGGGUGCUACUACGGGCCGGGGACAAACACAAGAUUAAGCAAGUGGGUGCUGUGGUGGAACUGACCAUCUGCAAGCUGAGUGCGGCUGAUGCGGGCGAGUACUCCUGCUCCACGCAAGACCACAAGACAAUAGCCGCUCUGCUAGUGAAAGAGCCCCCGGCCACCAUCGUGGAGGCCUUGAAGGACAUCGCCCUGCACGAAAGCGAGGACGCCGUCUUCCAAUGCAGGGUCUCCCGGGAGAACGCGAAGGACGUGGAGUGGAGCCUGGCCGGGGUGCCCCUCCAGUCCAACGAAAUGAAUGAGAUCGGGGUGAAGGGGACACUUCACAGCCUCAUCCUGCGGAAGGUGGCGCUCGAAGACUCCGGCACCGUCAGUUUCCGAGUGGGGCAGAAUUCUUCAGAGGCUCAGCUGACUGUGCAGCCCGCUCCAGUCAUCUUCACCAAGCAGUUGGCGAAUUUGGAGGUGGAGGAGAACGGUACGGCGGUCUUUCGUUGUGAUGUGUCCAAACCCGGUGCCCACGUCUAUUGGAAGAAGGGUUCCUCCCCCAUCCAGCCCAGCCCGAAGUUUGAACUCAAAGUCGAAGGAACUGUGCACACUUUGAUUAUCCACAAUGUGCUCCCUGAAGACUCCGGCGAAUACAGCUGUAGCACGCCUGACAGAACAACCACAGCCAAACUCAAGGCGAAAGCUCUCCCCGUGCUUUUCAAGCGUGGUCUCCAGAACAAGGAGGCAGAGGCAGGGAACACGGCCUCCCUGCGCUGCGAGCUGUCCAAAGCCAUGGCCCCCGUGGUCUGGAGGAAAGGGCACGUGGUCCUUCAGCCCAGUGACAAGUACGACAUCAGGCAAGAGGGGACUUUUGCCGAGCUGCUCGUCUACGAUUUGGAGCCUCUGGACGAGGGAGAGUAUACCUGUGACUCUGGGGAUCAACAGACAACCGCCACGCUGAAGGUGAAAGUCUUGCCGGUGCUCUUUAAAGAGGAAUUGCAGAACGUGGAGGCGGAGGUGGGGGAGAAGGCCGUCCUGCGCUGCGAGAUCUCCAGACCGGACGCUCCCGUGGAGUGGAGGAAAGGCGCCCUCGUCCUUCAGCCCAGCGCCAAGUACGAGAUGCACCAGAGAGGCACGGCCAUCGAGCUGAUCGUUCACGACUUAGAACCCGAGGACUGUGGGCCUUACACAUGUAGCACAGGAGAUGAGCUGACCACAGGCUCCGUUUACGUCCAAGAAGAGGAAGUGCAGAUAGUUUCCGGUUUAAAGAACCUGGACGUCUUUGCGGGCGAAUCGGCCACCUUUACCUGUGAGCUCUCGCGCGCCGGCGUCUCGAAUGUGCAGUGGUGGCUGGACGGAUCGCCCCUUCAGAGCAGCCCCGUGAACGAGAUCUCUGUGCGAGAUGGGAACGUUCAUACGUUGACACUCAAGGACCUGGGGCCCAAUGAUUCGGGAAUUGUGACCUUCCGAGCGGGCCCCCUCAUAUCCUCUGCUAAGUUAUUAAUCAAAGAUCCAACCAUUGAGGUGGUCAGUCCCAUGCGGGAUGUUACCGUCGAGGAAGACGGCACAGCUGAGUUGAUCUGCCAGUACUCUCGGCCCGUGCAGGCCACGUGGUGGAAGAACGACCAGGAGCUUCAGGCGGAUGGACAGCGGAUUGUCGUGGAGCAAGACUGGAACGUGGCCAAGCUGAAGAUUAAGCCGGCUCUUCCGGGGGACACCGGAAUCUACACUUGUGAAGCUGGAGGCACAAAAGUGGUGGCUAUGCUUGAUGUUCAAGCUAAGAACACUGUCAUCCAGGGUCUGGAAAACGUCGAUGCCAUGGAAGGCGGGGAGGCUCUCUUUGAAUGCUACCUCUCCAAACCGGAAUGCUACAAUUACAACUGGCUGAUCGACGACGAGCCGGCCAAGACCUCCGAAAACAUCGAGAUGGUCUAUUUUGAAAACGGGCUCCGGCAUCUCCUCCUCUUGAAGAAUCUCACUCCGCAGGACAGCUGCAGGGUGACUUUCCAGGCGAGUGACGUGGUGACGUCUGCCUUCCUGACUGUAAAAGGAUGGCGCCUGGAAUUUUUGCAGCCCUUAACCGACACCACCGUCACUGCGGGCGACCGGGCCAUCCUCAGUUGUGUUUUGAGUGAAGCGGUGCCCGUCCAUGAGGUCGCCUGGUACAUUAAUGACGUGGAUAUCCAACCGGAUGAACACUGGGGCAUCGAGGCAGAAGGGAAUAGCUACAAGCUGAUACUGAAGAAAGCUCAGCCACAUCAUUCCGGGGAGGUGACGUUUGCUGCAAGAGACGCCAUUGUUUCAGCAAAGUUGUCUGUAAUAGAGCCCAUUGCCAUAACCCGACCUCUGGUGAGCAAGUCGGCUGCCGAAGGAGAGAAAGCUCGCUUAGAGUGUGAAUUAUCCGGCGGAGGUUCAGAGGUGGUUUGGCUGAAGGGGAAAGAACCCGUGCAUCCUGGAGGAAGAUAUGAAAUUAUCUCAGAUGGCAAAACACAGGCACUCAUCAUUCAUGGGUUGAAAGCCGAAGAUCAAGGGUCCUACACCUGUAUGGCUUCUCCUGAUGUCAAAACAUCCGCCAAUCUGUCCGUUGAAGUGCCCGUGUUAAAAGCGGCUGUUGAAGAAGCCCCAAAGGCGAAAGAAGUGGAGGAAGCGGGCGAUGAGCCGUCCCAGCCGAGCUUGCCCCCUGAAGCUGCUCAAGAGGGGGACCUCCACCUUCUGUGGGAAGCCCUCGCCAAGAAGCGGAGAAUGAGCCGGGAACCCACCCUGGAUUCCAUCAGUGAAAUUCCAGAAGAGGACGAUAAACUCCAGAAACGGAAGAAAGAGGAAGCAGAGACCAUCCAGUACUACUCAGAGGAAUACUCCACCUGCGACGAAUCGGCUAAAGCGGGAGAGGCAGAUUUCUCUUUCACCAGUUCGGAUGAUGAGUCCAGAGCUGGGACUCCUUCCUUAAUUUCCUACCUCAAAAAGGCGGGCUCGUCCACAAUUAGCGGCAAAGUCCAGACCUUCUCGACGGAGAAAAUCUACGCGCAGUGGGAGAAGACCAGCGUGGAGCCUUCUCCUCCGGCCCAACCAGGAGAGCCACAGAUAACAGCAGAGCUGGACGACCCCUCCAUGGCUCAGGCCGCGGUCAAAAUCCAGGCUGCCUUCAAAGGGUACAAAGUGAGGAAGGAGAUCAAGCAGCAAGAAGCCCCUGUGUUUACGGAGACCUUCAAGGACUUCUCUGGCGUUCCAGGAGGCAACCUGCAUCUCGAAGCCGUGGCCCAAAGCAAGACGGACAUGACCGUACGUUGGCUGAAAGACGGAGACGAGAUUUCGGACGGACGCCACUAUCACAUAGACAAUUACAGUGACGGGACCUGUUCUUUGAUCAUCACCGGCCUGGAGCUUAAUGACGCGGGCAAGUACACCUGUGAGGCGUCCAAUAAAUUUGGCAAGGUCUCCCACAGCGCCAGGGUGAUGGUGGGCCCUCCGCCUCAACCCCCCGCGCGCAAGCACAAGCCCGCCAAAAAGCUUCCCGACAGCGAAAGCGAGAGUUCGUCGGGGAGCGACUUGGACGACGCCUUCCGUAAAGCCGGGAGGCGGCUUCACAAGCUGUUCAAAUCGAAAAUCUCCACCAAGAUCUCGGAUGUAGAAGAGGAGCUUUUUGUCAGCGCCGACGAGGGAGAGAUCGAGGUGGUAGACCACCAGACCUACCGGGAAGACGAGAGGUACAUCUAUAUCAAGUUUGAAAUGAUGUCCGAGGCCAAAACAGCCGCUAGCCGGUUUCGAGAGAUGUUCGCGGCGAUGGGUAUCCCGGUGGAGAUUGACAUCUUAGAUCAAGGGCCCAAGAAGAUAGAGCUGCGUAUCGGGAAAGCCACACCACCUGCUCCAGGGCAACUGCGGACGUUGGUGAAACGGCCACCGCCUCCUUUGUUGACCUCUGACACCGCUCCUGUCUUCAUCACUGAACUUCAAAACCAAGAGGUGCAGGACGGCUAUCCGGUCAGCUUUGAUUGCGUUGUGAUUGGCAAGCCAACGCCUACGGUUCGGUGGUUCAAGGACGGGAGAGCCAUCGAAGAGGACGAUCACUACAUGAUCAACGAGGACCAAGAAGGCUGCCACCAGUUGAUCAUUACUGCCGUCAACCCUCUCGACAUGGGCGUGUAUCGUUGCCUGGCGGAAAACAGCAUGGGGGUCUCUUCCACAAAAGCCGAGCUGAGAGUGGAUUUGACCAGUACGGAUUACGAUACGGCAGCGGAUGCAACUGAAACUUCUUCUUACUACAGCGCCAAAGGCUAUUUGUCCAGCCGAGAACAAGAAGGAGCAGAAUCCAUGACGGAGGAGGAACAGCUGCCCCAGGUCCUGGACGAACUCCACGAUAUUCAAGUAGUCUCAGGAGCAGCCUUUGCCAAGUUCCACCUCAAGGUUAAAGGUUAUCCAGAACCUCGGCUCUACUGGUUCAAAGACGGGCAGCCAGUGCAUGUGUCCGAUCGUCUCUUAAAAAUAGACAAGAGAGAAUUCCAUGCUCUUGAAAUCCUCAACGUAACAAAGGAAGACGCCGGAGAAUACUCUGUAUUUAUAAGCAACUCCGCUGGUUCUGCCUACUCGGGAGCCCGAUUGAUUGUCAAAGGGACUGGUGAAGAACAGGAAAUUCCAAGAAAAGAGGUUCGUGAACAGCUGGUGCCGCCGAGAUUCCUGGAAAGAUUUACCAACAAAAAAGUGAGGAAAGGGGCAAGCAUUACCCUCUCCGUGAAAGUUGAAGGAAGUCCGCCACCCUCAGUGACGUGGCUGAAGGAGGAAUCCCACGGGGAAGACAUCCUCUGGAUCAAGUCAGACACCCCGGGUUAUAAACUCGCCAGUUCGAACAUGCAUCACAGCCUCAUCUUACUGGAUGUGAAGAAAGGAUACAGCGGGAACUACACCUGCAUUGCUUCCAAUGAAGCGGGCCAGUCCAUCUGCAGCGCGUCCUUAGAAGUCAUGGACGUGAAAGAGGCCGAAUCUCUGACCCAGGAACGUGUCAUGGUGACUGAGGCUAUUAUGGCAUCGCUUGGGUAUGAAGAGGACAAGGAGAGGAAAGAACAUGGAGUCGAGGUUUCUGCUCAUCCUCCUGAAACUAGAAAAGGAGAGCCCAUUUCGCUGGCUCAAGUUGGGACAGAGGAAUUUCUCCAGAAACUGACGUCUCAGAUCACAGAAAUGGUGUCUGCAAAGAUAAGCCAAGCCACCCUUCGGGUCCCUGGAGGCGACAGCGACGACGAAUCCAAAACACCAUCACCCUCCCCACGGCACGGCCGGUCCAGGCCUUCCUCAACUGCCCAAGAAUCUUCUUCUGAAUCAGAUGAGGGGGAUGCGAGGGGAGAGAUUUUUGACAUCUACAUGGUCACGGCUGACUACACGCCGAUGGGCGCCGACCGUGAAACCCUCACUUUGAAGGAAGGGCAAUACGUGGAGGUCCUGGACUCUGCUCAUCCUCUGAAAUGGCUGGUUAGGACCAAACCCACCAAGUCCAGCCCAUCCAGGCAAGGUUGGGUCCCUCCGGCCUAUCUGGAUAAAAGGUUAAAGCUCUCGCCGGAGUGGGGUGUUCCAGACGUUCCAGAGUUCUUAGGAGAGUCUCUCUCAGAAGAUGAAUAUAAAAAGAAGCUGAG